AUGGAAGAAGGAGUCGCAAAUGUUCAAAACCGAGCUGAAGAAAUUGUGAAUCCUGUUACCACUGAUGUAGAACGGCCGAUAAAUAAAAUCGAAGAAAGUCAUCCAGCGGUGGAGGACGCGGAAAGUAAAAAGCCGAUUAUUUCCGAACAAUCAGCCGAAAAAGGAAACGUCACACUUGAUGGAAAGGAAAAUGAAAAUUAUUCAAACAGUGAUGCUGGAUCAGGGAUAAUGGAAAAAAUCGGCAGAGAUAACACUGUCAUCCAGUCACGUCAGAUUAAAGUUAAUUUCGAAGCAGAUGAUGGCCAAAAAGAAAAAGACAUCAAAAUAAAAACUCUAGUUGAAGGUAAGCGACCUAGACAAAAGGUCGAACGCUUGGAGUCAACGAUUUUAAACACGCCGUCAAAAGGGGUCGAUAUUCCUAAUGGAAAAGGAAUCAAACUUCAUGAUAUUCCUUACGGUUUGAAGCACAUUGAUUUGGAGUUUUUGCUCACUGUCUUUUUAGUCGAAACAAUGAUUAAAAAAGCUGAAGUACUUGAUUUAAAGUAUUUGCACAGAGUGGUUUUCGGCAAGUUCGGCACGAAUUUAGAAAUUCGUAAGCACCUGCGUGUAUUCAGCGGAUAUGAAUUUGACGAAACUUCAGAAGAUUUCACCAAGCUGAAAUAUAGUAAAAAAGUCGUAGGUCAUCGAAGAAGUGUUUCACGUCGUUCAACAAAAAAACUGGUUGAAAAGCAGGAGAACGGUAAAGGAAAGAAAAUGGAAUCCAGCACAUCCGAAGAAGCUACACCUAAAAAAAGAAAAAAUAAUACGGGAAAGGUAGUCACAUCACGAUCAACAGCAAAAAAAGUACCCAAAGCGAAGAAGGCAACGACGCCGGAGCAGCUAGUUGAAGCGAGUACGUCUACUGCAGAUAAAAAGCCAGAAAUUCCUUCGGACGAAGGACUAAUCGUCAUCGUAAAAGACCUACUCAAAGGAUUAAACCUUGAACAAGUUACAAUGAAGGACAUAUGCGAUCAAUGCUUCCUGAUUCUUCUGCCCGUUGCGCUCUUCCACGAAAAAUCAGUGGAAGAGCUGGAGAAGUUCAUGUCCCGUAGGGUCGUGUUUACUGGUGAUGAAAAGUGGGAACCACAGAUCAACAGGCGAAUUGGAAUGGCCAGCGGGCGCCGUCCUGCGUGGAGUAGCCUGAAUCGCCGUGACUAA
Messenger RNA from Soboliphyme baturini, 1197 nucleotides. NCBI's taxonomy places the organism in Eukaryota, Metazoa, Nematoda, Enoplea, Dioctophymatida, Soboliphymatidae. The record is from the annotation of a GenBank genome assembly.